AUGGAAUGGGUCGGUGUUGGACGUGCUUUGUUUGGCUUUUAUGUUGGUGCUGACUUCAGGUUGUACGCUUUAUCCAUGAUGAAUGCAUCCAAAGCCAAAGCCAGUAAAACAAAAAAUAAUAAAAAUCCGUCCUGUUGCAUAUAUGCAAUUUACGCUAAUCUGAAGGAGUAUUUUGGUAACUUGAGGAGCUACAAGCGAUUGUGUUACCAAUACACCAAGGUGAGUCGAUAG
Molecule: messenger RNA, 231 nt
Organism: Lactuca virosa
Lineage: Eukaryota; Viridiplantae; Streptophyta; Magnoliopsida; Asterales; Asteraceae
Source: the annotation of a GenBank genome assembly